AUGUGGAUUCUAGUGUUAGCGUUGUUGUUUAUUGUGCUGUUACUCCUCUUUGGAGUCCUUUACCAAUACCACUAUUACAAGACCUCAAAGCAUGGUCCAGUACUCUUUCAGCAAGGACAUGAUCAUGCACCACUUAUCAUUGUUCACGGUCAGCCAGGAAGUGGUAAAUCCACUCUCAGUCAACAGUUGGCCUCUCAAUUCAAUUUACAUUACAUUGAUAUUGACCAUCAUCGAUAUCAUCCAGCAUCACAAGGCCAUAUUUGGAAAACCAGAGACAUUGAAGACUUUUCCAAUCAACUCCUCAAUGAAAUUGAGAAAAUUCCUCCUCAAUCACAACAACAACAACAAAACAAAGAUCCUGUUUACGCACAAGAAGAAAUGAAAACUGAGAAGAAUGGAUGGAUCAUUGACGGCACAGUCAUGGCCACUCAACCACCUGUUGCUCCUCACGCAUCUUUAGUUCUCUGGUUGGAUUAUUCAGCAAGUGUGGUCAUGUUCCGUCUCUUCAUUCGAACCAUGAAGCGAAUUAUGUUUAAAACUCCAAUUUGCAAUGGAAAUAUUGAAACUUGGUACAAUCAGUUUUGUUCAACUCAAGAUUCCUUGUUGCUUUUUGUGUUGAAACGAUUCUGGAAUUGGAGAGAAUAUGAAUCGAGAGUGGUAAAAUGGAUGAAAAAUAAUCCUCAUCUCACCGUGUAUCGAUUUCAAUCGCCUUAUGAAUGUGAAAUGUUUUUAAAGAACAAUUUAAGCAAAAUUAUUUCCUUAAAAUAA
Molecule: messenger RNA, 768 nt
Organism: Naegleria lovaniensis
Lineage: Eukaryota; Heterolobosea; Eutetramitea; Acrasida; Naegleriidae
Exons: 1
Coding region: 1-768 (255 amino acids)
Source: RefSeq, a predicted model, not a curated record